AUGCACAGUCAGAGCAUGUGGAGAGCAGGUGCCUUGGUGCUAACCCUGUGUGCCACUUUAGCGUUGGCGCAGUUCCCCCGAGAGUGUGUGACUCCGGAGGGGCUAAGGAGUGGUCAGUGCUGCCCCUCGCUCAGUGGGCAGGUGGGAGACGAGUGUGGCUCCAGCACAGGCAGGGGGCAGUGCAUUUCCAUAGCAGCUGACAGCAGACGCCAUGGACCCCAAUACCCCUACUCUGGACGAGAUGACAGGGAGAGAUGGCCGCUGAGAUUCUUUAAUCGCACCUGCCAAUGCAAUGGCAACUUCAGCGGCUACAACUGCGGGCGCUGUCGGCAUGGGCUGACUGGCCCUAACUGUGAUCAGAGAGUGUCUGUGGUGAGAAGAAAUAUCAUGCAGAUGAGUGCAGCUGAGAAACAAGCUUUUGUGAAUGCUUUGGACCAGGCUAAGAGGACUGUUCACCCUGACCUCGUCAUCUGCACAAGAAGGUAUCAGGAGGUGUUUGGGCCCGACGGAAACACUCCCCAGUUUGAAAACAUCACAAUCUAUAAUUACUUUGUAUGGACACACUACUACUCUGUGAGCAAGACGUACCUGGGGCCAGGACAAGCCAGCUUUGGAGGUGUCGACUUCUCCCAUGAGGGCCCUGGCUUUGUCACAUGGCACCGCUUUCAUCUGAUGCAAUUGGAGAGAGACAUGCAGGAUAUGCUGGGGGACCCCACCUUUGCCCUGCCAUACUGGAACUUCGCCAUCGGGGGCAGCGACUGUGACAUUUGCACAGAUGACUUGAUGGGGGACAGGAGCAGCUUCGAAGUAAACGGCAUUAGCCCCAACUCUGUCUUCUCCCAGUGGAGGGUCGUCUGCGAGAGCGUGGAAGACUAUGACACGCAAGGCACCAUCUGCAACAAUACUGAGACCAGUCCCAUCAGGAGGAAUCCAGCAGGGAAUGUGGCCCGCCCAAUGGUCCAGAGACUGCCAGAGCCAAAAGAUGUUUUAGACUGUCUACAGCUGAAUACGUUUGACACGCCUCCUUACUACUCCACCUCAUCAGAGAGCUUCAGGAACACCAUUGAAGGCUACAGUGCCCCCCAGGGGACAUAUGACCCUGUUAUUCGGAGCCUCCAUAACCUGGCCCACCUCUUUUUGAAUGGGACAGGAGGGCAGACUCACCUCUCACCCAACGACCCCAUCUUUGUCCUGCUGCACACAUUCACUGAUGCAAUCUUUGAUGAGUGGCUCCGCAGACACCAACCCGGUGAGGUUGUUUAUCCAGAAGAAAAUGCUCCUAUUGGCCACAAUCGCCAAUUCAACAUGGUUCCAUUCUGGCCUCCUGUGACCAAUGCUGAGAUGUUCGUGGCUGCUCCAGAGAACCUGGGCUACUCCUAUGAAGUAGCAUGGCCUGAGCGUGAGUUCACAGUCUCUGAGGUCAUCACCAUAGCCAUUGUUGCAGCGGUGCUGGUGGUGGCAGUGGUCGGAGGGGUCAUUGCAUGUGCGGUCCGUGCUCGGACCUACAGAUCAGCUGAGGGACUGGAGCCACUUCUGGGAGAGACUUUCCGUCGAUAUUCUGAGGAUGACAGGAGACUGGACAAAUCACAAUCAGUUGUCUAAAAAAAUGCCCUUAAAAAGGCCUUAACAUUUAAUGCAUAACUUUUG
Messenger RNA from Boleophthalmus pectinirostris (great blue-spotted mudskipper), 1647 nucleotides. RefSeq names its product tyrosinase-related protein 1b (gene tyrp1b). The record is from RefSeq and is a predicted model, not a curated record. Gene Ontology annotation, molecular function: oxidoreductase activity. Gene Ontology annotation, cellular component: melanosome. Gene Ontology annotation, biological process: melanosome organization; melanocyte differentiation. Lineage: Eukaryota; Metazoa; Chordata; Actinopteri; Gobiiformes; Gobiidae. The coding region runs from base 1 to 1602 and encodes 533 amino acids. The transcript is spliced from 9 exons.